AUGUCACAGCCAUGGGACUAUAUUGCUAAGCUUGUCUGCAUUGGUGACUCUGGCACUGGCAAGUCCAGUCUCACCAUCCGACUUUGUGAAGGCCGCUUUUCUCCGUCGCAUGAUGUCACUAUUGGGGUCGAGUUCGGAUCGCGGAUCGUGCCAGUUGGUCCCCCGGCCUCGCUAGAGCUAGAGCUUGAUGGGCUUUCUCCUGGGUCGCCUCCGGCAGGCGAUACACCAAAUGCGCCAACCACCUCCGGCCUCCCUACUCCGCCACGAAAGCCACAGGACCCUCUCAAUCAGAAACGCAUGAAACUUUCCCUGUGGGACACCGCUGGACAGGAGACAUACAAGUCCAUCACACGCUCCUAUUUCCGAGGUGCUUCCGGCGCGCUUCUAGUGUUUGACAUCUCCAGACGAUCAACUUUCAUUUCCUGCACCCAGUGGCUUCAAGAUCUACGGCAAAUUGCUGAAGAUGGCAUCGUGGUGAUCCUGGUGGGUAACAAGACUGAUCUGACUGGAGCAGAUUCAGGGUCAAAUCAAAGGCAGGUUCCCCAGCAGGAGGCUGAAGAGUGGUGCCGUAUGAACAAUGUGGUUCGCUAUAUCGAAACGAGUGCCAAAUCUGGGGAUGGUGUUGAGCGCGCGUUUCUGGAAGUUGCUGAGAGAAUCUAUCGCAACAUUGAAGCCGGGAAAUAUGACCUUAAUGACCGGCGAAGUGGGGUGAAAGGAUUCGGCGCCUCGGGGGGAGCAAACGCAGGGGUGCCUAGGACCGUAACUUUGGGGGUGGACGACGCCAUGCGCAAAGGCGGCAAUGGUUGGACUGGGGGAUGCUGCUAA
Molecule: messenger RNA, 825 nt
Organism: Penicillium canescens
Lineage: Eukaryota; Fungi; Ascomycota; Eurotiomycetes; Eurotiales; Aspergillaceae
Product: Rab family GTPase
Exons: 2
Coding region: 1-825 (274 amino acids)
Biological process (GO): regulation of endocytosis
Cellular component (GO): endosome
Molecular function (GO): GTPase activity; GTP binding
Source: RefSeq, a predicted model, not a curated record